ACGGCAACGACAGCUGGCUCAAGCAACAUGGAAUCUGUGCUCAAAAGCCCCUUUCCUGCCUCUACCAAGCGGGCGACCUCUGUGAUCGAUGGAAUUUCCACUGAAUCAACCGUGGUUUACUUUGCUGAUAAGAUAAUGAUUACUCUAAGCCAAGACGGCAGGCUUGCUCAGUGGUUUCAUGUACCGUUGGAUACCAACAAUUCAGCACUCAUCGGGGCUCAAUCGGCUGAAGACGAAGAUGGUCUACUCCCACUUACCCACUUAACACCCACCACAUUACUUGGCGGAGCGGUCGAAUCAAGAGAAGCGUUAGGGCAAUUGAUCGCAGUCCAGCUUGCUUCAGCCGUAUCCAUGAGAAACAGGGAUGAAGGAAGGAUGGUAGUUUUAGGACUGGGACUGAUGAAGGCGGAACUAGAGAGGGACGCGUUCAUCCAACUCAUCGAGCUGGUUGGAAAGUGUCUAUAAUAUUUAAAUAAGUCCGAUCUGCUAGAACAAUUGCUCGCUUGAGUGUUUUCUA
Molecule: messenger RNA, 517 nt
Organism: Tuber melanosporum (Perigord truffle)
Lineage: Eukaryota; Fungi; Ascomycota; Pezizomycetes; Pezizales; Tuberaceae
Exons: 2
Coding region: 28-465 (145 amino acids)
Biological process (GO): proteasome assembly
Source: RefSeq, a predicted model, not a curated record